Amphibalanus amphitrite is the source of this 1486-nucleotide messenger RNA. RefSeq lists its product as uncharacterized. The coding region runs from base 245 to 865 and encodes 206 amino acids. The transcript has 5 exons. Lineage: Eukaryota; Metazoa; Arthropoda; Thecostraca; Balanomorpha; Balanidae. The record is from RefSeq and is a predicted model, not a curated record.
UUACCGGUAAACAGCGUGGCCUUGGCAGUGGUGCCUGGUGGUGGUUUUGAGUUACCCCGGGUGACGCUGAAGAGAACAGACUUGUUCCGUGUGUGUGCGUGGCUACGAUUGCAAAUAAGCAACCAAAAAACAUUGAACUUCGAACGCCGAUACUCGAUAGUGUGAUAUUUUGACCUGGAUGAUGAAAUAGCCAAGGGACGGACUGAAGUAUAUAUUGUAGGAGGUCCACACAAAGGAGAGCAACAUGCCCUGCAUGACCACAUGUUGCUGUUGCUUCAACACCUACCAGGGCUCCAUCAUCAUCGGAGUCCUGUCACUGCUGCCCAGUAUCACCGGCGUCGGCCUGGUGUCACACCUGAUUAACACCUGGGACACAAACAAUGCUGAGGUCACCGAAUGGGCGCAGAACAUCACCGACUCCCUGGAGACCAGCUCCAGUCAGAUAUCGGUGGUCACCGACUUCAUCGAUGCCGCCUCGGCAGACAUGUACACGGUGCUGAUCGUGCUGCUGAUCUACUUUGUGGGCUCCUCGCUGACCGCUCUGAUGCUGAUCAGCGGCGUAUACCAGAGUAUGCGCUGCCUGAUGCUGCCCUGGCUGACCGUGGUGCUGCUCCGCCUGCUGACCGUCACCAUCUGCGUCGGCAUGUUCUUCUACAUGGCCGGCGGAGUGCCCGACAGCAGGUCCAAGGAGCGGCUCGUCAUGUCCGGCCUGGGAAUCAUCCCAGAGAUCGCUCUGACGAUGUACGGGUGGCUCUGCGUGUUCAGCCACUACCAUCACCUUCAGCUGAUGGAAGAGCAAGUCGCCCCGAUGCCAGAGGAAGAGCCCAUCCAGGUGCUGACACCUGUUGGCGAGAACAAGUACUAGAGAGAAGCAGAUGACGCUAGCUGUGGGUCCCGGCUCUGAGCUGGGUCUUCAGUUGACCUGACGUCCCUCGAUCGAGAGAACGGGCUUUACUUAAAGUACCUGCUUUUCUUGCGGGACUAGCUGUGCCUUUAACAUAUUAACAUGCCUAUUGUGUUCGUAAUGAGCCUAUUACUUAUAUGUACGUUCUAAAAAACGUUAAAAACGGAUAUAGUAAAUAGUUGUCCAACACUAGACUAACUGGGGUAACUACUUCGAAGACUGGAAACGAGUCUAUGCCAAUUUUAGCUUAUACUAUAUUUAAGCAAGUGUUAUUGACAACUAUACUUGUAUCUUCUUAUUACUCGUGUUGUAUAUUUGUACCUCUUCUUACUAUCGCAUAUGAAGAUAUGAAGUAGUCUAUGCCUGCUUAUAACUGCUUCGUCCACUUUCUCGCACAUCAACCUUUACUGCCUUUAUAAAUGCUCCUUGUUCAAUGUUAAAAGUAAACAAUUAGAUUGAACUCAUUCAGGAUGACACCUACAACUAACCAAUUAGCCCGGGCGAUGUGCGAUAAAUGCUCUGCUUACCGUUGGGGCUAUCUGAUUAUCUAUUGAAAUAAAAUGCACAGAAAACUUCGACAAA